Messenger RNA from Eublepharis macularius, 1496 nucleotides. RefSeq names its product paramyosin-like. Lineage: Eukaryota; Metazoa; Chordata; Lepidosauria; Squamata; Eublepharidae. The transcript is spliced from 10 exons. The record is from RefSeq and is a predicted model, not a curated record. Bases 138 to 1496 code for a protein of 452 amino acids.
CUUGCACCACGAGGGUGAGGCGCUGAGCGGGUUUCCACUCGCCUUCCGAGGGCUAUAAUAGGUGAUGUGGGCUGAGUAAUGCAUUGAUUUCUUGGCACAUGGCUUGUCCUGCCCCCUGCCUCCAAUGGUACUGAGGGAUGAAAAAUGUUGAUAUGGAAGCUUUCGUGUCUUCUGAGCUGAUUAGAUUCUGCAGAUUUGAAAAUGCACUACCAUAUUUGAUCGGUUCCUCUCUGGCUCCUGUGGUCUCUUCCCCUCCCCCCAGAAAUAUGGAUUCUCUGAAUUCAAUUGAGGUUGAAUACAUCAAGAAUUUGCAAAAACAAAUAUGCUUACUGGAAUUUGAGACAUCAUUUCUCAGAGAGAAGGCUAAAAAAGCCACAAGUAUCCAACCAAGCAUUACCAGAGAAGCUGAAAAAAUACUGCAGAAAAUGAAGGAAUUAGAGGCUACAAUCAACACAGCUCAAAUGGAAAUUGCUAAGAAAGAAGGCAGCUGCAAGACAUUUGAGACUGAAAUACAAGCGAUGCAGAGGCAUCUUCAGACACUCUCUGAUGCAAAUACUCAAGAAAAACGGGUAUUAAUAGAAGAUGCCACAAAUUUGAAGAAACUGGCUGCCCUCUCCACCCAGGAUGUCUUGCACAAAGAAGCAGAACUGCUAAACAUCCAGCAAGAACUACAGAAAACUAUAAAUACAGUAAAGGAAAAAGAACAUAAUGUCCAUCUUUUAGAAACUCAGCUUCAGCAGCAGAUUCAGAAGCUCCAGGAUGCAGAAGGAAAACUUGCAGAAAGCAGAUCGGAAUGUAUACAGUUGCAGGCUUUACUCCAGCAGCUAGAAGAGACGCAUCUGACUGGUGGCCAGUCUACACAACAGCAUAUUGCUAAAGAACUUCGCAGAUUUGUGUCUAAAUAUUCAAAAUUACUUGCACCUAGAGAGGAGGCUGAAAAAUUAAAGCAAAUACUCAAAGAGAGAGAGCUUUCAGCUGAUGAGGAUAGAUACUUACACAACAAGAUGGCAGAAGACUGUGGAGAUCUGGAAAAGAAGCUGAGAGAAGAAGAAAAUACCUCCCAUUCAAGAAGGGUGUCUGAGCUUGUAUCAGGAAAAGAAGAAGAACGGCAUCUUGAAAUGGAGCUUACCUACUUGACAACACUACUCCAGGACUGCAGAAAGAGGGUUCUUAAGGCACAGGAUCAGGUAAUAUCUCUCCAGCAAGACAAGGAAUCUGUGGAUCAAACUGGGCACUCUCUUCAGUCACAAUUAAGAGAUUUACAAAGAAAACACUCCAGCAUUCAACUGGAAAACUCCAAGCUGCAAACAGAAAAAACUCAUCUAGUAGAAUAUGUUUCUCACUUGCAUAAACAGAUCGCUGAAAAAGAAAAAGAAAUCCAUUGUCUCUACAGUCAUGCUAAUAGCUUGUCCAGUGACCUCAGUAAUUUGAAGUCUCAUGUCGAUACAGCAUCUCAUCUGCAAGGGGAAAAAGUGAAGAGUUCUCCUGUAUGUUAA